GGUUCGUCGAGCCAAGCUAUGUGUAGCCGCCUCGGCCAUCCUUAAGUCAUUAACUCCUAACAAGAUUACACUGAACUAUUUGUUCUCUCCUUGGUGUUCACUAUUUAGCAAUAAACUGACUUGAUGCACUAUAUUCCACAUGUCAGACUUGUUUAUAGCCGUCGGGACUGGUGACGUGGGCAGCACCUCUCCGUGAUGAAUUUGGCAACUCGCAGAUCAAGUCCAGCAGAGACGCUGGUCAAUAGUGGUCGUGGCCGCGGCGGUGAACGGGUCUCGCCAGCCACGCUCACAAACUUAUUCAGGCACCACUACCAUGUUGCCCUGAGUCUCAGUGUCGCGGAACCUCCGGCAUGAGGCAUGAGGCGAUGGAGAGACUCGCAAGGUGAUAACUGUCGAGUCUGAUGUAGGCGGCUGGCGAGAAGCGACGGCAGUUCGGGCCAGUGCAGCGGCGUGAGCAUGUUCGGGUCAGGGGGCCACCUUGCGUUCAGUCAUGUCUCUCAGCUGCAGGCAAGAUACUUCCCGCUAAGGGGAUGCAACAUGGGGAGCCUGCAGGACCCCAGGAAGGAGGAUGCAACAGGAUCGGAAAAACCUGGAUAUUCUUGCUACCGUCUGCAGGCCGCCGCCACCGCCGCAGCCCCGGGCACUAGGUCAUCCUCGCCUCCCCACGCCCGCGACCUGUACGGCGUAGUGCGGGAGGCGUGUGCCCAGCAGAACGUGAAGUGGCCUGUGGAAUGUCAGGUUAUUGAGGAGAAGGUGCGUCACUUGGAGGACUGGCCUGUGUAUCCUGAGGAAUUCUAUGAGCCAACGGGCACCGAGCUGCGUCCUCAGCCUGUCGGUGACGAGAUGGGGCGCGUCGUGUACCAGUACUACCCCACCAGCUCCGUCAACUACUUCUCUCGUUCGUGUGUCGGCGGGAACAAAUACUUGAACGAGGACGUCCGCCCGCCACUGGAGGACGAGAACGAUACCACUCUGCAAUUCGAGUCCCGCUUCGAGUGUGGUAACUUGGGCAAGGCCGUGCAGGUGUCCGAGUGCUACUACGAGCUACAUCUGCGGGCGGACAUGUACACCUCGAGACAUACCCAGUGGUUCUACUUCGCCGUGUCCAACACCAGGAAGGACAUUACUUACAGGUUUUCAAUUGUGAACCUAACGAAGGGCGACAGUCUCUACAAUCACGGGAUGCGACCGCUCAUGUACUCUCGCAAAGAAGGAGACCUGCACGGAGUUGGCUGGCGGCGGUGUGCUACUAACAUCGUCUACUUCAAGAACCACGACAGCAACGACGCUACCUGCUAUGAUAGUGAUGACGAUGGGGAGGACGACGCACCUUCUUACACGCUCAGCUUCAACGUGACCUUCCCCCACGACCACGACACGGUGCACCUGGCUCACUGCUACCCCUACUCUUUCUCAGACCUGCAGGAACACCUCCUCACCAUACAGAACGACCCUUUUAAGGCCAGCGUGUGUCGCCAGCGUGUGCUGUGUCGUUCACUAGCAGGCAACCCCGUCUAUCUUUUAACCAUCACAAGCCACGACAACGACGAUGACUCGAAGAAAAAGAGGGCGGUGGUGCUGUCAGCUCGAGUCCAUCCCGGCGAGACUCCUUCUUCUUGGAUUUUGAAAGGCGUUCUCGACUUCCUCACCGCCGACCACCCCAAGGCACAUGAGCUACGGAGUCAGUUCAUCUUCAAGAUCAUCCCGAUGCUGAACCCUGAUGGUGUGAUAGUGGGCAACCACCGCUGUUCGCUAGUCGGGCGUGAUCUGAACCGCCAGUAUAAGAUGGUGGUGAAAGAGAUGUUCCCCGCCAUCUGGCACACCAAGGCUAUGGUCAGGAGGUUGAUAGACGAGUAUGGCGUGGUGAUGUACGGCGACUUCCACGCUCACUCCCGCAAACACAACAUCUUCAUCUAUGGCUGCGAGAACCGUCGCAACCAAGACAACCACCUCAGGGAGCAGAUUUUCCCCCUGCUGCUGCAUUACAACGGCGGGGACAAGUUCAGUUUCCGGAGCUGCAAAUUUAAAGUGCACCGCUGUAAGGAAGGCACGGCGCGAGUGGUGGUAUGGAUGAUGGGCGUGCUGCACUCCUACACAAUGGAGGCGUCUUUCGGCGGUGCCUCUGAGGGCCCGCGCGCCGGCACGCACUACAACAUCCAUGACUUCACCUCGAUGGGCCGCCAGUUUUGCGAGACGCUUUUUGAGUACUUCGACCCGCAGCCUAUCAAGGUCUGAUGCAAACCUUUCCUCCUCACUGUAAUAACUCAAUAUAGUGAAACUUUUAA
Molecule: messenger RNA, 2285 nt
Organism: Portunus trituberculatus (swimming crab)
Lineage: Eukaryota; Metazoa; Arthropoda; Malacostraca; Decapoda; Portunidae
Gene: Nna1
Product: cytosolic carboxypeptidase Nna1-like
Exons: 12
Coding region: 457-2235 (592 amino acids)
Biological process (GO): proteolysis
Molecular function (GO): metallocarboxypeptidase activity; zinc ion binding
Source: RefSeq, a predicted model, not a curated record